This is a messenger RNA of Pocillopora meandrina, 1165 nucleotides long. The record is from the annotation of a GenBank genome assembly. NCBI's taxonomy places the organism in Eukaryota, Metazoa, Cnidaria, Anthozoa, Scleractinia, Pocilloporidae.
AUGGCAGAAAGAAUCAAGCUUACGAGAAGACGACAGGUACAUUAGACUUCCUUUCCCUCUUUUAGUUUGCUUUACGAGUGUUUCCUCAUUUCACAUAUUUAUUCCUACUGUUUCCUUUCAGCAGACGACUAAACCAUUGCUGGAAAGACAAAGAAGAGCGCGGAUAAACCGAAGUCUUGAGGAGCUCAAAAGCUUGGUUUUGUCUGCUUUGUAUCAUGAUGUAAGUUUACCUGGUAAACUUUUAUGACUUAAAGUCCCCAAUCUCAUUCUUAUCAAAGGCAAUAAGUCUUAUUUGAACGUUAAGCCAGCCACAUUUCGUUAUGCAUUCCUUAUUCAAACACUUCUACUUUGCUGUAUUUUUCUUUAUUCUACGUGAAGUCUCAAAUAAGGGUCAAUAUUACACCUAAUAUAAGCCGACAACCUAAUCGACGUUUAUUUCAUUAACAGUUUGUAAACAAUUUGUUUUUAUCUCGGUAGAAUGAUCACAACUCCCAAAAGAUGGAGAAGGCCGAAAUACUGGAGCUCACCGUGAAUUUCUUAAAAAUGAUCCGAGGGCAACAAUUGACCGGUGAGUAAGUUUCGUUUGUUAGCUUACUAUAAAGCCUGUACUGUGCGAUGGAUCCCAAACGCCCGACAUCGUUAUGGCUGCAACUCGCUCAUCCCUUUGUUUUGUCACAUAGGUUAUUGGAACAAUCCGCAAAGUGAGCCGGAAUCUCAGCAUAGCAACAAUAGAGCAGGGUUUAACGAGUGCGCGGGUAGAGUGCGCAGCUUCGUGGAAAACCAACCUGGAGUGAAUCCUAAACUGCAGGAACAAAUACUUGGAAGUCUGGCGGCGUCUUACAGCUUCAAUUUCCACACUAAUCAGACACUAGUCAACAAGAGUACCUCCGUGUCCUUCCCUCCUGGCCAAGCAGUGUACGUUAGUGGCUUACAAACCACUGCGGAGUCGCCGUGUACCUGUGCCUUUACACCCCCGCCAUCUCCUCCCCUGUCAAGUGCAUUCCGCCCGUAUGACCGCCGUGAAACUACUACAUUGACUGACGCGAGUGGCAAUUCACCAGAAAACUGUUAUUCAACGGCUGACAUCAAAAGAAGCAUGGAAGAGCCAUGUAAACUCCCACUUUGGAGGCCUUGGAUUCAGUCUUCACAACAAGGACAAAUCUAA